Anthostomella pinea is the source of this 1047-nucleotide messenger RNA. Lineage: Eukaryota; Fungi; Ascomycota; Sordariomycetes; Xylariales; Xylariaceae. The record is from the annotation of a GenBank genome assembly.
AUGACCGAAAAUACCAUUGCAGAUGGCACCUCAAAGGCCGCUGAUGCGCCCAUCGCACCCGUGGCCAUUUUCAAGAAACGAGGCGCAAAAGGCAAGGCCAAUAUUAGAAAGCGAGCGGCAACACCACCACCGGCCAGCGACAAGGACAGUGACGACUCUGGCUACACAUCGUCCGAAGAUGAAGCAGGUCGACGCGUCAAGCGGCGGAAGAAGAACAGCGCCGUCGUGAAUGCAUCAUCCAAGAACAACGCCACGUCCACCCAUAACUCACAUUCCGCCACCGUCUUCGAAGCAGAUCGCAGCGUCGAACUCACCAGCACCAACGAUGCCACGAAGCAGAGCAACUGGUACGACGAAGAUGCGAACCUGCUAGGCAAGACGCGAGCCACACCCAAGGCGGGAGACGCACAACCAGAAGGCACCUACAAGGGUUUGGCGAAUAAGACGAGCUUCAUACAGAAGAACCCUGACGCGCCCAACCGGACAGUAGGCCCCGUCAAGGCUGCGACCAACAUCCGUACCAUCACCACCACAGACUUCGCACCUGACGUGUGUAAAGACUACAAACAAACCGGGUUCUGUGGGUUUGGCGACAACUGCAAGUUUCUGCAUGCACGCGAGGAUUACAAGCAAGGAUGGCAGCUGGACAGGGAGUGGGAAAACGUCAAUAAGGGGAAAAAGGUUGUGGGUGGCAAAGUAGUCGCCAGCGCAAACCGCAGUGGUCCGGAUGCCGGAGACGAUAACGAUGCCGCCGAGAAGGCCUUGCUAGAGAAGAUACCAUUCGCAUGUAUAAUCUGCAAGGGGCCGUACAAAGAACCUAUCGUCACGAGGUGUGGACAUUACUUCUGCCUCCCAUGUGCCUUGCAGAGGUAUAGGAAGGACCCGAGCUGUGCGGCCUGUGGCUCUGGGACAGGAGGCGUCUUCAAUACAGCAAACGCAUUGAAUAAGUUGUUGGAUAAGAAGAGGGACAGACAGGCGAGAAAGAGGCAAGAAGCUCUCGAUGCAGGCGAAGAGGUUCCUGAGGAGGAAGACCAGCCACCAAAGUAA